AUGGAAUUAAAAAUAUCAGAUAUUGAUAAUAUAAAUCUUUCUAAUAUUAAUAUUGAUUCAAUAGAAAUACUUGAGAUUCACAAAAAAUAAUGUUCAAGAAAGGAUGUUGUUUAGGUUGGAAGAAUUUUAAAAAAAUUAAAAAAUAUAAAAGAACUAUCUCUUUUGUUACCAGAAUGCUAUAUAUGGUCUGAAGGAUUAUUUAGUAUUAAGCAAGCUAUUAAAACUUAUGAUUUACUUUAAAAGCUAGAUAUACAUUUAAGUAAUAGCAUGAUUGGCCAAUAAAUUGUUGUACUGAUUGGUGAAGUAAUUGCUAAAAAUAUCCAUUUGAAAUACUUGAGAAUAAAAUUCAAUAUUUUAGCAAUCAGAGAUGGUGAAGAAAGCGAAUUUUUAGUUUCUAAUUUAAAGAAAUGUGAUGAUCUUGAACAUCUAGAAUUAGAUUUAGAGAGGUGUCUAAUAAAAAACAAGCUGCUAUGUAAAUUAGGUUAAUCCAUAAUUAAUUUGAAUAGAUUAUCUCUUCUCAAGCUAAAUUUUAGAUAAAAUGAAGUAGAAGAUUUAGGGAUUAUUGACAUAUCUAAAGGUAUUUAAUAAAGUGGAUAAAACUUAAAUGUUCUGAGUUUAGAUUUUAAUUAAAAUUUCCUCAAAUAUGAAGGUGCACAAAAAAUUAGUUUGGCUAUUAAAAGUUGCCCCUAACUUAGGAUUUUACAAUUAUUUUUAAAAGAAAAUUGUAUAACAAAGUAUGGAGCAAAUGAAAUAGGAUAAGCAAUAAUUGAAUGUAGUUAUUUGGAAGAAUUAAAGUUAUCUUUAUAACAUAAUGUGUUGCAUGAAGGAUAAGUACUUGAUUUAGGGCUUUUAAAUAAAUAAAACCUAAAAAAUAUCUAUUUAAACUUAACUUCUUGUUUUAUAAACUCAAAUGAUAUGUAUAAUUUAAGCAAGCAGAUAUCUGGGUGUAAAUAAUUACAAAUAAUGAAUCUAAUACUGAAGGCAAACAAUUAAAGUUUUGAGAGUUUAUUGAGUUUAGCCAAAAGUACAGUGCAACUUUAGUAAUUAUUCAAGAUAAGUAUAAAUUUAUAAGCACCUAUUUUCUAAAAAUAUGAAUUAACUUAAUUUAUUAGGACUUUUUCUUAAAUAAAAAAUUUAAUUUCAUUUGAUAUGCUUAUUGGAGACUAAACUGAUUUGAAGACUUACAAUUAAAUAGCUAAAAUGUAUUUUAAAAGAUUACUUUUCAUAGACAUCAAUGUUUAUUAUUAUAGAUUAGACUAUGAUUGA
Tetrahymena thermophila SB210 is the source of this 1266-nucleotide messenger RNA. RefSeq lists its product as hypothetical. Gene Ontology annotation, molecular function: small GTPase binding; GTPase activator activity. Gene Ontology annotation, biological process: activation of GTPase activity; nucleocytoplasmic transport. Gene Ontology annotation, cellular component: perinuclear region of cytoplasm; cytosol; nucleus. The transcript has 15 exons. The record is from RefSeq and is a predicted model, not a curated record. NCBI's taxonomy places the organism in Eukaryota, Ciliophora, Oligohymenophorea, Hymenostomatida, Tetrahymenidae.